Molecule: messenger RNA, 3872 nt
Organism: Scatophagus argus
Lineage: Eukaryota; Metazoa; Chordata; Actinopteri; Scatophagidae
Gene: slc2a3b
Product: solute carrier family 2 member 3b
Exons: 11
Coding region: 295-1845 (516 amino acids)
Biological process (GO): response to insulin; monosaccharide transmembrane transport
Cellular component (GO): basolateral plasma membrane; apical plasma membrane
Molecular function (GO): hexose transmembrane transporter activity
Source: RefSeq, a predicted model, not a curated record
AGUAAUGAUGAAACAGUUAAACGUGCUCAUGAACGCGUCCCACUUUGAAUAAAACCACACAUGCAGGAGGGAGGAUUGAACAUUUGUCAUAGCAAAGAGGUCUCGAAAGGAUCGUUUUACUGGAUACAUAAAGGCUGUCACAGGUCCCACAUUUACGGUUUUCCUGCUGAUUAUUUGCACAGAGGUGUGUGUUGGCAAGGAGUGACCGUAAGUGACAGCUGAGUCUAAAAGAAGCUUCACUGUGCAAUCUGAGGAGUCAGUUUUCUUCUUCAUAUCUUCAAUUAAGCAAUAAAAAUGGAGCGGAUGGAGGAUGAGAAGCCAAAGAAGAAGGUGACUGCUUACCUUCUCUUCUGUGUCUCAACAGCAGUCAUUGGCUCACUACAGUUUGGCUACAACACCGGGGUGAUCAAUGCCCCAGAGCAGAAACUACGCAGGUUUUUCCUGAAUGUGUCGAUGGAGCGGUAUGAGGAGCCUUUCAGCCAAGGAACCAUCACUAUGGUGUGGAGUUUUGCUGUGGCCGUCUUCAGUGUGGGAGGCAUGAUAGGGUCUUUCUCCGUUGGAGCCAUGGUCAACAAAUUUGGCAGGCGCAAAUCCAUGCUGCUGUCUAAUAUGCUAGCUCUGCUCGGUGGGGGUCUGAUGGGACUGUCGGCUCUGACUAAAUCGUUUGAGAUGGUCAUUGUUGGCCGGUUGAUCAUCGGCGUGUUCUGCGGCCUGUGCACGGGACUGACACCCAUGUACGUGGGCGAGAUCUCCCCCACUGCUGUCCGAGGAGCCUUCGGCACGCUGCACCAGCUGGGUGUGGUUAUUGGCAUCCUGGUGGCACAGAUCUUCGGUCUGGAGGCUCUGCUCGGCUCAGACACUCUGUGGCCUUUGCUGCUGGCUCUGACCAUCGUACCUGCCAUAGCGCAGAGCAUCAUGCUGCCAUUUUGCCCCGAAAGCCCCCGCUACCUGCUCAUCGUCCUCAACCAGGAGGAGGAGGCCAGAAAAGCACUGGUGCGUCUGCGAGCCUGUGAGGAUGUCAGCGAUGACAUUCAGGAGAUGAAGGAAGAAGCGAUGAAGAUGUCCAUGGAAAAGAAAGUGUCCAUCCUCGAACUCUUCCGCUCCCCAAACUACCGCCAGCCAAUCAUUAUCGCUAUCGUCCUGCAGCUCUCUCAGCAGCUGUCUGGCAUCAACGCUGUGUUUUACUACUCUACAGGAAUAUUUGACACAGCUGGUGUUACUCAGCCUAUCUAUGCCACCAUUGGAGCUGGAGUUGUCAACACUGUGUUUACUGUUGUCUCUCUCUUCUUGGUUGAACGGGCGGGGCGAAGGACAUUACACCUCAUUGGAUUGGCUGGCAUGGCUAUCUGUGCUCUCAUCAUGACGAUCUCCCUGUCUCUAGUGAAGACCAACCAGUCUCUAAGCUACCUGGCCAUAGUGGCUGUGUUUGGUUUUGUCGCCAGUUUUGAGAUGGGUCCAGGGCCCAUUCCCUGGUUCAUCGUUGCGGAGCUCUUCUCCCAGGGGCCCCGACCGGCUGCCAUUGCUGUCUCUGGUUUCUCCAACUGGACCGCUAACUUCCUGGUGGGGCUGGGUUUCCCUAAACUGGAGGAACUUUGUGGUCCUUACGUCUUCAUCAUCUUCAUGAUCUUCCUUAUCCUAUUCUUCAUCUUCACCUUCUUGCGAGUGCCUGAGACCAAAGGAAGAACCUUUGACGACAUUGCUCAGGGAUUUGCUGUUAGUGCAGGGAAAUCCUCCCAGUCGCCGGACCCUGAAGCGGUGGCCGUCGGCCUGCCAGAGAGCAAAGAAGCUCCACCCAUGUCUCCCACAGAAAAGGUUCCCAUGGUGGAUCUUGCAGGGAGGCCAUGAACAUCCUUAGAGAGAAGAAGAAAUAGGGUACAAGACAGACAUCAGGUUCCAAGCACAUAGAUAUUGUAAGGAGUUAUAGUUCAUAACUCCUAAAUGAUGAAAGGCUGGUGUCUGUAGAGCAAAAGCCAACUCAGUGUAUUACAGCAGACUUCAUAUGUUACUUUUUUUAAUACAUGUUUUUAGUGUGCCUUAUUUAAAAAUGAAAUAGUGUUUUUUCUAAAGGAUGAAGCAGUCAUACAUGCUAAAACAAUUCCAUGUAAUCCUACCAGACACACUUAACUGAAUUACCAGUACUUAAUAUUUAUUAACAUUCCCAGCACCUGCUUCAUGCGUAUUGCCAUAGAAGAGGCUCAACAUAUGUUAAGUGUUAAGUGCCAGCUCUUCAACUACCCCCAGUGUUAAAAGGUUGCAGGAUUUGGGGGGGUUUACGUAUUGGGGUCAAGCUUGAAAAGCUGGUUUUGGAGGCUGUUAGGUUGACCCCCCAAAAAAGAAAAAACCCUGACUUGCUGUUUCGCCUGGCUGAGAUGCCUUGCUGCUAGUGAGCCAUGUUGCCUUGAGUAGACAGAUUAAAUAUGGAGGAUGUGCUUCACCCUUAAAUAUGUUUAAGCAUAUAGAAGACACAAAAUAUAUUUAUUCUCAUGGAAAUAUCCUCUGCUUAGUGUAUUGUUUGAUAUGUUACAACAAAGACAGUUCUGUAAAUUUCUAAAUUUCUGAGAUAUACUGUUUGUAUGAGAAUGUGGUGUAGUUUACCACCGCCAAGCCUUAACGAAGAGGAGAAAGCCAAUAAGGAUACAACUUGCGCUUUAUGAUUUCAUUCCACAGCCAUUAUGUCAUACUGAGUAGUCAGCUUCUAAUUUUUAUUGUAUAGAAAAUACAUACUUCCAUCACUGUACUUGAAAUACUUUUGUCAUUUGUCCACAUUGUAGCAGUAAUUUAUGAAUCACAUGUCACAAAAUAAAAUGCCUUACAACCUCUAAAACAGGGAUACAUCAAAUUAAUAGGGCUUGCCAGUGUGAAAUAAUGUGUGGAAACACUUUCAAGACUACUGAUAAAUUCAUAAGAACACAUCUCAGCAGAAACAGGAUACUAGCCAUGUGAUACUAGCCAACACUAAAACUGUAUUCAAUUCAAAUGUUAACGCACAAAAGAUGUCUUAUCAUUUGUAUUUGUGUGUAUAUAUUGUAGAAUCUCCAGUGAUCACAUUAUGAUCAGCUAUUACAGCACAGCAUACGUGCUUCUAAAUGUUGUGUCAGUAUUUGUACAGUUGCAUCUUCUUCUGGAUUUUCAGUGUUUGAGCUUAGCAGAAUUUUAUUUGCACUUUGGCAGUCGGACUACUUUCUAAUCAUUCGUCCAUUAUUGUAUUGUGUGCGGCUCUCUGUUACAUGUAAAUAUGCUCUAUGUGUUUGGGGUGUGUGUGUGUGUGUGUGUGUGUGUGUGUGUGUGUGUGUGUGUGUGUGUGUGUGUGUGUGUGUGUGUGUGUGUGUAGUUUUGGUCAUUUGUUCCUCAUCAUCCUGUCUCAUCUGUAUUGAUUUGUCUUGCACUCUGGAAAUACCAGCACUAUGAUGAAUGUCACUGUGUUGCCUAAAAGCAGAUGUGAGAAGUGAGUAACUUGAGUGUGAAGCGAGAGUCAGGUACCUGACCUGUACUGUUUUUCUGUUAUAAUGUCCUCUGCUCUCGCGUUGUGCUAAUAUGAGUGACGCUUGCUUUGAGAAGCUUAAAAGGAAAUAAAGUUGUCCAUCUUUUCUAAGGGAAUGCGUGAAUUAUGAGCAUACACAGUCUGUUUUUUUCUGUCUGUAAUGCAAUGAGUCAAAGCAAGUUCCUUGUCAUGAAUGUUUAAUGCAACUGCAGUCUGUACUAAAAUGAAAGUGUGAGAGGUUUGUCAGAUAUUUUGUCUGGUACCUACUUCUGCACUGUGACAACUCCAUUUCCUUUUGUGCAACCCAACAAAACCUCAGUUAGCUGUGCCCUAAUUCAAUGUAGAGCUAACCAGCACUCUGAAAUACUGAAAUAAAGCCAUGAACUGAAAA